Molecule: messenger RNA, 456 nt
Organism: Parastagonospora nodorum SN15
Lineage: Eukaryota; Fungi; Ascomycota; Dothideomycetes; Pleosporales; Phaeosphaeriaceae
Exons: 1
Coding region: 1-456 (151 amino acids)
Source: RefSeq, a predicted model, not a curated record
AUGUCGACAGCUCGGUGCUACACGUGCCAUACCCUACGUCCGCUCUCCGACUUUUCAUAUCGUCGCAAGGACGGCGCCGUCUCAGCAGCAUCGCAGUUCCGACGAUACCUAUGCGUGCUGAUGAGGCGAGUUGAUGCAAAAUCUGGAAAUGGUGGAGUCAUAUACCGCUAUCGAUGUGUACAUCCGCGUCAUGGAGAUUGCCCGAAAGCUGCGGCGGUAUUGCGACCACAGGACUCAUCUGCACAGAUUCAAGUAAGGGAAGAGGUCGAGGAGGCGACAAGGCUCGAUCAUCGGGCGCUUGGAGAUGAGGCUCGACGUGAAGAUAUACGGGACGUUGAGGUGGAGAUUGACGUUUGCGAAGACCCUGAGGGCGAAUUCCGUGCGCAGAAAGAAGACGCGAUAAAGAGGUUGCGCCAAUGCGUGGGUACGGCGGAGAGUCCUGCGAUAAGUCCAUGA